UUGUGAGCACUUCCGGGUGCCGUCAAGCGGUGGUGCCUGCGCUUCCCAGCCACCUCAGCUUGGUGCUGACUGACCCUCAACAGGAAUCCUUGUAGGCCUGUGCCAUGGCUUCUCGAUAUGACAGGGCAAUCACUGUAUUUUCCCCAGACGGACACCUUUUCCAAGUGGAAUAUGCUCAGGAAGCAGUGAAGAAGGGAUCCACAGCGGUUGCAAUUCGAGGUACCAAUAUAGUUGUGCUUGGGGUAGAAAAAAAAUCUGUUGCCAAGCUUCAAGAUGAAAGAACUGUGAGGAAAAUUUGUGCUCUUGAUGACCACGUUUGCAUGGCUUUUGCAGGACUGACUGCUGAUGCUAGAGUCAUAAUAAACAGAGCCCAGGUGGCGUGCCAGAGCCAUAAGCUUACAGUUGAGGAUUCGGUCACUGUAGAAUACAUAACUCGCUUUAUAGCAACUUUAAAGCAGAAAUAUACCCAGAGCAACGGACGAAGACCUUUUGGUAUUUCUGCCUUAAUUGUAGGUUUUGAUGAUGAUGGUAUCCCAAGAUUAUAUCAGACAGAUCCCUCUGGUACUUACCAUGCUUGGAAAGCAAAUGCAAUAGGCCGAAGUGCUAAAACUGUUCGAGAAUUUCUAGAAAAGAACUACACGGAACAUGCGAUAUCAGAUGACAAUGAAGCUAUCAAAUUAGCAAUAAGAGCAUUGCUAGAAGCUGUCCAGUCUGGUGUGAAGAACAUUGAACUGGCUAUCAUAAGAAGAAACCAGCCUUUGAAGAUGUUUAGUGCCAAAGAAAUUGAAUUACAAGUAAUUGAAAUAGAAAAGGAAAAGGAAGAAGCAGAGAAGAAAAAAUCAAAGAAGACUGUCUAAUUUUUAGGAUGAACACUGGGAGCUUUUCAUGUUUUGUUAUACUACGUUGAAUCACUUACUGGAGCUUUAGAGGAAAUAAGUUUUCAGUGUUAUGUUUAGUAGUAUAUGUGUUGCUUUGGAAAUGCCAGACAUGUGGCCAUCUUUAGUCAAUUACACAGUCAGACAUAGGCUCAUGUGAAGAUUUUCUUUAAAAGGAGAUUCCAGUAAUUGUUGAAAGUAGUCCUAAUUCGACAUAAGCCUGAAGCCGUGUAACUUUUCCAGUGUGUAGCUUUUCUUCAUAUAACCAAAUUUGAUUAAGAGAAAAUUUAUAAUUUAAAAAAAUCAGUAAUUUAGUGAAAUUUGAAUAUUCACU
Molecule: messenger RNA, 1209 nt
Organism: Fukomys damarensis (Damara mole-rat)
Lineage: Eukaryota; Metazoa; Chordata; Mammalia; Rodentia; Bathyergidae
Gene: Psma8
Product: proteasome 20S subunit alpha 8
Exons: 7
Coding region: 105-857 (250 amino acids)
Biological process (GO): ubiquitin-dependent protein catabolic process
Cellular component (GO): proteasome core complex; nucleus; proteasome core complex, alpha-subunit complex
Source: RefSeq, a predicted model, not a curated record